Messenger RNA from Pundamilia nyererei, 5931 nucleotides. It is a transcript of the gene arhgap31, whose product is annotated as Rho GTPase activating protein 31. The record is from RefSeq and is a predicted model, not a curated record. Gene Ontology annotation, cellular component: lamellipodium. The transcript is spliced from 12 exons. Gene Ontology annotation, molecular function: GTPase activator activity. Gene Ontology annotation, biological process: small GTPase-mediated signal transduction. The coding region runs from base 451 to 4287 and encodes 1278 amino acids. NCBI's taxonomy places the organism in Eukaryota, Metazoa, Chordata, Actinopteri, Cichliformes, Cichlidae.
ACAGAGAAUCUGUGAAGAAAAGGAGACAGUGUGGAAUGAAGGAAAAGAGGAGGAGAAAGAAGGAGCAGAGCGAGACUGGUUGGGGGUUAAAGAAAAACGACAGGAAACCGACGGAUCCUAACGCAGUUUCUGCAGAGCUUUCAGAGAUAAUGCCACAUUCUAGAGAACCAACAGUCACACCGUGUCUUUUUUGUGUUUGGUCUUCUGUUAAAGUGACAACACUCUAAAGGACUUCAAGUUUAAAAAGUGACGUCACUUCUCCUCUCCUCUUCCAGCAGUGUGGUCAGACAGAAUGUGAGCGGAUGCAGAUUUUUUGGGAGCUGUUUGCUGGGAUUUCUAUGUGGCUGCUUUUUGAUCUACUAACUCAACUUUCUUGAGGUCAUAUGGAUCAUUCGGUGUGCUCUCAAGGAACCUUUUGCUUUAAUCAUCUGGACUACUAACUGGAUCCACAUGAAGAAUAAAGGGACGAAGCAGAAGACCAAGAAGAAAGGAAGUGAAAAUGCGUUCGGCUGUGACCUGAUAGAACAUCUCCAGAAUUCAGGACAAGAUGUUCCUCAGGUCCUGAAGAAAUGUGCAGAAUUUAUUGAGAAGCAUGGGAUUGUGGACGGGAUCUACAGACUGUCGGGGGUUACCUCAAAUAUCCAGCGUCUCAGGCAGGAAUUUUGUUCUGAGGCGUGCCCUGACCUUACAAAGGAAGUGUACCUCCAGGACAUCCACUGUGUGGGUUCCUUAUGUAAGCUGUACUUCAGGGAGCUACCCAAUCCUCUGCUCACAUAUGAGCUUUACAGCAAAUUCACCGAAGUGGUCUCAGUCCAGGACGAUCAUGAGAGACUUUUACACAUUCAGAAGGUCAUCAAAGAACUGCCGACUGCUCACUUCAGGACUCUGGAGUACCUUGCAAAGCACUUGUCUCACCUCGCUACCCUGAGCACCCAAACAAACAUGCAUACACGUAACCUGGCUUUGGUGUGGGCUCCAAAUCUGCUGAGAUCUAAAGACAUUGAGGCUUCAUCUGGUAAUGGAGACAUGGCUUUCCAGGAGGUGCGGAUACAACAGUCGGUGGUUGAGUUUAUUUUAAACCACGCAGAUCAGAUCUUCAGCGGUGAACAAAUUCAAGUCAAAGAAGGACCGGUUUCGAAGUGUGGGGAAAAGUACGCCACGCUCCCCAUCAGUGGCCAGUGUGGGCCAAUGAAGUUGAUGAGUUUGGAAGAAGCUCAGGCUCGCUCCUUAAGUCCAGACCACCCUCUCCAUAAAGAACGCCAGCGAGAGAACAGUUUGCCUGAUACAAGCACGGCCACGCUCUAUCACACCGUCAUAGACAUAUCAGACAACAAGAGAAAGUUUUCUGGGAAAUCGAAGAAGUGGAAGUCUAUCUUUAACAUCGGAAGGUCUUUGGACCCAAAGGGAAAACUUAGCCGGAAUGGCAGCGUGCUCAUAAGAGCACAGGGAAUGACAGAAAAAGCUGCUCUCCGUCCAUCCAGGAGCAUGGAGUCCUUGUACACAGAUGAUGACAGAACAGGAAGCAAUAGUCCAGCUGGUGGACCAGGCAGUAUUUUCAUUCCGGAUGUAAAAUCCAGAACGCUGGGAUCCGACUCGCUCUGUGACAUCAGUGAACAUGAUCAAAACUGGGAGUUUAAAGGGAAGAACACUGGGGGGGCAACGGGUGGCUGGAAUGUCAGCGAGAACCAGAAGGGGUCUGAGCCCCCUCAGAAAAACCUGCCAGAGCAGCUCAAGGUGUUUAAAGGUGACGACCUCGGUGGCUACAAGCCCACCUCCCCAAAAAACAGGAGGAUGUUGUACUCGGCUUCCUCGCACAACAGCUCCUCCCGACCCUCCUUUCCAGGAAGUUUCUUCCCACUGGAGUCUUCGCCGAGGCAUCAGCGCAGAGCCGUCAACAUAUCUGAGCCUUUUGCUGUGUCUGUACCUCUGCGUGUGUCAGCAGUUAUCAGCUCUAACAGCACGCCAUGCAGAGGGCACGGCAAAGAAAAAGCAGCUACUCUGAAACCCUGCAAAGAGACUUCAGAGCAGAGCGGCAACAGUGGAAAGAGCAACACUUUCCCCCAACUGGAACGGAAGAGGCAGGAAAGAGCAGAGAAGAAUAACGUAGAGGAGGUGACGUCCAGGGUAUCGUCACAAGAUAUAAGGAAAGAAAUGGUCCAAGACGGUCAAGGAGAGAGGAAUAUUUCUCAACUGGAACUGCAGUCCCUUGCAAAUGCAAGAGAAGGCAAAGAUGCAGCGCCAUCUUCUGGGAAAGAACUGCACAACCUGCCCACAGAGAAGCAACUGGAUAAGAGAUCUUCUACUGGCAAAGACCUGUGGUCUGACCUAAACCAGGAACUGAAAAUAACUGAACCCGAAUUUGACCUGCUGGAUGAGAAUGUUAAACAAGUUAAUGUCUCAACAAGCACUUGCGUGAACACUAAGUUAACAAUGGAUGUUAAGGCGAAGCGCAGCCGCAGCUCUCCAUCUCUGUCUUUGCUAUGUAGAGAGCAGUCUUCAAAUACCUCUCGGAGUGAUUGUGAAGUCGCCGCAAAGAAGCAGCCUUCAGAAUCAGACAUCUUACUGUCUCUUCACAAAACUGCACCGCCUACUGACACGAUGGAUGAGAAAGAGAAGGAACUGAAUCUUAAAAUCCCACCCUUAAACAAAGAUGACUCAGUUUAUACCAAGCAGAGCCAGCUUUGUCCAAAGGAAGCCAGUUCAGACCAAGUCAUAAAUCAUUUAAGAAUUGAGGAUGUUCUUGUGGUUGCAGAUAAUAUAGACAGGAAAUCUCACAAACACGAAAUUCCUCAGGAGAACCAAAAUGCCUUCAGUGAUGGAGCGAAGAAAGUUGUGAUUCCUGAGUUGGAGAUCCCUCAGAGGCUUCCAGUGUGUUUGGAGGAGAAACGUAACACACUGGAGCUGCCGAACCUCGACGAUGAUGAAGGAGGGACUUCAGAGGAGCUGGACCUGGUGGAGCCCUGGGAGGAUAUUAGCUCCACUAAGCAGUGGGUUACAAGCCCACUCCACUCACCUGAUCUGGAGCACUUAUUUAACCACCUGUCACCCUUCAGCUCACACGGGGAAACUUUGAGCUUAGAGGUGGAGAAGAGCUCAUCUCCUCAAGCUGAUAACAACAAGUUCUUCAGGAGCGCCGAAUGCUCUCCAGGAAACCUUCUUCAGACUACAAACAGCAAACCAGAAACAACGUGGAUGUACGUUCCUUCAGCACCUACACGGUCGAGCUUGAACAGCAAUAGCACAACACAACCUCAAACGGAAAAGUGCAGCACAACAAAAUCGAAGAACACAGCGUCAUCUCAGAGGUUUAAUAGACAAAUGUCGUAUGAGGCAGCAGCUUCAGAGAAAAGAGAGGAGAAAUGCUUUUCUAAACACAGGCCGUGUUCGCUUAACUUGGAUCUGGGACAUAGGUAUAUCAGAGACAUUUCUAAUCAGCAAAACCGUACUUCAUCAGAGUUUUCCUCCUGUCAGAGGGGGCUAAUGGCCUCAUCUGGAGCUGUGAACAACGGGCUGCCCUCAGAGUUGGAGCUGUUUCUGAACGAUCGGCAGGCGCCUCUCCGGCGAAACUCGGCCCCGGUCAGCGUGUCUUCUGUGCGGACAGCCUUCAUGAUAAAAACGUGCCAGGCCAAAGCUGUCCCUGUCAUCCCCCCAAAGGUGCAGUACAGCCAGAUACCUCACUGCAGACCCGAGAAUGAAUUUGACAGGGUGAAGGAACAAGAAAAGGAGAAUCCUAAAGUGAGCACGGAGAAAAGCAAUGCUGCACCUCCUCCGAGCGUGUCAGACCUAAAGGAGGAGCUGGAGAAUAAAGAGCCAGCCCCCAUACUCCAAAAACAGCCAAGUGUUGAGAAAUCUGCCGAGUCUUUGAAGAUCUCAUCCACUCCAGAAUUGCCUGUGAUAACCAGGAGGCACACACCCAGCCUGGAAGUGUUUGUGGAUUGUCCCAGACCCAGCAGAGGGAACCUCUUACAAAGACCGUCCUUUAGGAACAGACAGAGACCUCAAAGUCUUAUCCUGCUCAGCCCUCCGUUUCCCAUCAUGGACUAUCCGACGUCGGGGGAUGACGGCAAGCUCCUUUCACCCAUCAAGAGCCUGAAUGACGCGUCAGCAGCGAAUGUCUUUUCUAAAGAGAUGGCCGAAAAUUUCAGGACAACAGAGGGGAUCGCUCUUCAGAAUAAAAUGACUAUCCCAAAAAGCGGACAGAGACUGGAAACGUCAACCAGCUGCUUCUACCAGCCACAGAGAAGGUCGAUGAUAUUUGACAGCAGGAGCCACAGGCAGAUUGAGUGACUGGAGAUCCACUCAGCGACCAUGUAUGUAAAUAGAUACGAUACAUCAAGAUCCCAAGGAAGAUGAUAUGAUAACCUGUUGUAAAUUGUAUGACUCACACAUUCCUUGAAAGGCGGUUUAAAAACAGGAAGUAAGUGGGAAAGAGGAAAAGGAAGCCACGAUGUGCCUGAGUGCCAUUUAUCCUUGAGUGACAUCUGCAACCAAUGUUUUUUUUAAGUCUCCAUUAGUCUAUUAUUUUGGUCUCUAUUGUGUUAGAGAUUGAUUUGCUGUCAUCUAAUUGUUUUUAGCUCAUUUAGGAAAUUUAUGUAAAAUUCAUUUUAGGAUAACAGACAUUCUGUCUCAUUCCCAAGGCAUGUUAUGAUAUAUAUCCUACCCUGUCAAAGAGAAUCACUGCCAGACUGGAAAGUAUGAAAAGCAUCCUUUUGCUAUUAAAACUGCAACUUGCAAACUGGCUGCCGGGCAGCUUUUGUCAUAGAUGGAAUAGUGAGCUGUGCUAAAUAUUUUCUGAUGAAUGAAAAAUCACUAUUGACCUUUUAAACCGUAAAAAAAAGAAAACAAAAUCUUAACUCAGGGUUGAAAAACUGGUUGUUUAUCCAGAGGCUUGAAGUACCAUUUUAACCAUACACAGCUUCAAAAUCCAAGUUAUACAUGAAAGUAAAAUGUUACCAGCAACACAGACCUCUGAAAAAAAUGUCCCUUUUAAACUUGUAUGGAGUCAUUUGGUGUAGCAGUGUCUAAACCACAUUUUACUACCACAGUUAGAAGUGAAACCCGAGGGGUCUGGAGAUGAUUAACGAAGUAGGAAAGAAAACGAAGGGAAUAUCUGUUGCACUGAUUAGUAGAUGUUUUUGUGCAUAAAAGGGUUAGUAGCUGUAUCUGUCUGAUAUAACAGAAAUGUAGUUCAGUAAAGUAGAAGUAUGGAGAAGUUUAAAGAUAUGAAAUGGAAAUAUUCAAGUCAGGCACACUUAGUUCAAAAUGGUCAGGUUAGGAAGGUUUGGUAUGGAGUAAGUAGGUAAUCCAUCCUCACACGCAUAUUUAAAGAAAUACAUGGACAGCAGAUAAGCACAAUGUGCCAUAGUGAAGACAUAAAUAAUAAACUAGAGGAUCCACACAGCAGCAUGUAGGAUUUUAAAAUAACUAUACUAUGAUUUGCGUACAUGAGUUAUCGCUGCAGGAACAAAGCUGCGUUUUUUUAAAACAAUGCUGUUCUGCACUUUGGGACUCGGAGCCUUUCUCCAGAAGAAAAAAACUGAAACUCACGAUCAAAGCGGUGCCGUAGACGCGGCUCACCCGUCAGCCCGUUAGACCAUUUGAUUCAGUGAGUUUCUGUUCUUUAUAGAUAAAUAUGACACUGAGGAAAAGGGCAAAGCAGCCCCAACAAAGGCAUGAUACAAUAAACUCAAGGUGGCUUUAUCAAUGUGCAAAUAUGACAGAUGAUAGAAUAUGGGUUUGUUUUUUUUACACGCAGCUUUUUACAGUUUAUUAAGAUCAGCUUUAAAUCAAUAAUUAUUCCAAGAAAUGUAUAAAACUGGAGAUAUUCCCUCUUAACCCCUAGUGAAUGGAUAUUUGAUGCAUGAGUUUUGGGGAAUUGUAAGAUUAAAGAAAAAUACAUUGCACAAUACAAAAAAAGCAAAUUAAAACAAA